AUGGCGCCUGCCAAGGGAGUUGAAGGUGUGUGGGGGGAGCCGACUUCAACACUGGAUUGGUGUGAAGAAAACUACAUUGAAUCCCCGUAUAUUGCAGAACUAUGGAACACGCUGAGCAGUGGUAUUAUAUUUGUCUUACCUAUUUUUACUAUGAUCUCGUUUUUGUAUGGUAAUGUGGAGGUGGAGCGAAGAUUCUACAUGCUGUGCGUUGGCUUCAUGACUGUUGGCCUUGGCUCAUGGUUUUUCCAUAUGACCCUGCUGUACGAGUCUCAGCUAUUUGAUGAACUACCAAUGAUCUGGGGAACGUGCAUCUUGCUGUACAGCUUCUUUGAGACUGACUCCAAACCCAACAGUCCCAACUAUAAGCUGAUGGUAAUUCUACUGCUUUAUGCAGUGUCUGUUACCGGCAUCUACACAUUAACUAAGGAUCCAGUUAUACACCAGGCUGCUUAUGGCGGCCUCGUUUUAAUGACGGUAUGCAGAGGGACCUACUGCUUCUAUUACAGUGAGCAAGAAUUCUCUCCGAGACUUCUACUGUUAUCCAUCUUCCUCUAUUUGUUGGCUUUUCUUCUGUGGAAUAUCGACAACGCUUUCUGUGACCAACUAAAGUACAUGAGAUCUUUCAUUCCGACCCCACUUGAUGUGUUUUUGCAGCUUCAUGCCUACUGGCACAUCUUGGCGGCACUUGGAACGCACUGCCAAAUCAUGUUUAGUUUUCAUGCCCGCUGCAGAUUUCUGAAACAGCACACUGAGAUUUGGAAUAUUGGAUGUCUACCACUUGUAACUGUCAAGCAAAACGGUCAUGUUGACUAAGACAUUCUCCCCUCUAUUCCAUAAUGGUAGUGGUCCAAAGUGUGCAUUAUAUGAGUCGUGUAGACUAUUCCAUUUCAGUAGAAUAGGGUAUACAAAAGAUACCUUGGUGAUUUGUAGAACCUUUUCGUCUCAACUUCUUUCUUGGUAGUUUUUUUCUAAAAGGUGGAUGUAGUUUUCUGAAAUACUUUCAAUAUAACUGUGAAUCUCUGCGUGCCUUUGUAAAAAAAAAAAAAGAUUUACAUUUUUAAUCAAUUGUGCCAUUUUUUUGUUUUCACUGGUUCCCGGUAACUAACUAACUAACCAUCAGUCAUGACUAGUGCCAAGGUAAAUUUUUUGGGGAGUCCUGAGAACCGGAAGAAGUCAGUGUAGAUUUUUUGUUUAUGACUUUUGUGUGCUGUGCAUUCAUUUAAUGAGGUUUAAGUUUAAGAUUUGUUUUAUAUAUUGUAGAGAUUAUGCACUUUAUGAAAUAUGUUUUUGUAGGUUCUUGCAAAUUUCAGACUAAAUUGGGAUUUUUGUUUAAGUCUCCUAUUGCUGCCUGAUCAUUCAAUGCAUUGGUGGGAUUUUAGUUGCAGCAUUUAACAUUUUUGUUCAUAAAUUUUGUGGAGAGUAUGCACUUUAUGAAAUGUGUUUUAUAGGUUUUUGCAAAUUUGAACUCUAGACUUAGCUGGGAUUGGUUGAAAUAUUUCCUCCUGCUCUCUGGUCGUUCAAUAUGAUUUUGAAUGAUAAGGUACUGUGAUGCGAUAAGUAGUGAAUGCAGUUGUACAGUACACAGUCAACCCUCCUACUGUCUGAUCAUUCAUUGUGGAUUGAAUAAUAAAUAAACUACGUACGCCUGCAAUAUAAUGUUUGCUGGUGCAUACACACAGCACACAGUCAACCCUCCUACUGUCUGAUCAUUCAUUGUGGAUUGAAUAAUAAAUAAACUACGUACGCCUGCAAUACAAUGUUUGCUGGUAAAUACAUACAGCACACAGUCAACAACCCUCCUACUGUCUGAUCAUUCAUUGUGGUUUUGAAUAAUAGAUAAACUAUGUCAGCUUGCAAUAUAUGCUGAUUGCAUACACACAGUACACAGUCAACCCUCCUACUGUCUGAUCAUUCAUUGUGGGUUUGAAUGAUAAAUACAUUUUUUGUCUUCAGUACUAAUAUUGAUUACAUAAUCAAUAUGCAAUAUCUGUAAUAAUUGUUUUAUAUAUUUGUUGUCAGUGAUACAAGAUGCCAAAAUCAUGCAAACAUUCUCUGUUUUUAUUUGGAUAAUAGUCUUCAAAUCUUAUAGUUUGUUAUUUAUACGUUUGUAUGCAACUCAAGUCUUAGUACGAAAAACAAAGUGAAAAAUAUUUUGGCAGGGUAUACUUUUGGUAGUUAAUGACCGUUAAACUUGGUAAGCAUAAAGAGUGCUCACUUGAAAGUUGUUGAUACUAUAAAACAAUCAAAAAUGAUCUCUUUUUAAAUAAUGUAGUUUUGGAGAGAAAGAGGUAAUUUAAAC
Asterias rubens (European starfish) is the source of this 2299-nucleotide messenger RNA. RefSeq names its product alkaline ceramidase 3-like. NCBI's taxonomy places the organism in Eukaryota, Metazoa, Echinodermata, Asteroidea, Forcipulatida, Asteriidae. The record is from RefSeq and is a predicted model, not a curated record. Gene Ontology annotation, cellular component: endoplasmic reticulum membrane. Gene Ontology annotation, biological process: ceramide metabolic process; phytosphingosine biosynthetic process. The transcript is spliced from 10 exons. Bases 1 to 813 code for a protein of 270 amino acids.